Babesia bigemina is the source of this 2865-nucleotide messenger RNA. RefSeq lists its product as hypothetical. The record is from RefSeq and is a predicted model, not a curated record. The transcript has a single exon. Lineage: Eukaryota; Apicomplexa; Aconoidasida; Piroplasmida; Babesiidae. Bases 1 to 2865 code for a protein of 954 amino acids.
AUGGCCAACAUUGGAAUUAUAAUUCGAUUAUCCGUUUGCGCCAUAUCGGUGUGUUGGAUCAGAAGUAUCUCCGCAUUACGUUGUGAUUUCAGGGAUCCGCAUGGAUUACCCAGCGGACAAGCCCUCAUUCUGUGCAAUAUGGAUAUAGGCUUAUCGAGCUCCGGGACUGUGAUAUGCCCUCGCCGAGUCAACGACACCGAAUAUGUAUGGCAUCCUCAAGCAGACCCCGACGAACACACUCCGGUUAACACCUACAUCAGCUACAAUGGUGUGAUUCGCUCCGUUGCUCUUUCGGAUGUGAUUCUCAGUGAAUCCGAAGAUCGGUUCAUCUGGUUCGAAUCCAAUGCGUCAAAAACAAAAAUGCAUUUAGAGUUUUCAAUGGAUAGAAUAUAUGCCAUUACGGAACACCGCUUCAUAUUCAUCUGCGGACCGCGUGAAUUGUUUUUGUCCGAAAUAUUGCAGAGUCACCUGGACCGUCUUAGGAGUGGCGUUCAAAUGCAAUCUUUUUCCUGGAAUUCAUCCACAAGGUUGGCUAGAGAAAUCGUGAAAAUAGGGAGUGGUUUGGGCAUAUUAUUCUUAUAUAGAGGACGAUAUCAUUUACCUCUUCAAGGCUGUGGGAGUCGCCCUUCACCGCUAUUUGCUUCGGAUAACGAGGUGACUGUGGAUCCGAUCACAGGCAUUCGUUCAUGUGUGGCUGAUCCUAUGUCAAAAACAAGAAUUGGUUUUGUUUGUGAAGGCGUAAUAGAACCAGUUGAUUGCAUGAAAUCACUCUUGAAUACGAAUGGCGAUGUUGUAAGUGUUCCUGCACCAUAUCCGUAUUGGAAUAUCCAUAACCAUGCACCGUGGGUGAUAGCGAAAUACUUUAAUGACGUCGCAUUACCACGUUUCAACGGCGAAUGUCGAUGCAUAGAUCCUGAGACUGGUCACGUCAAGGCAAGGAUGGAGAUCCGUUGGAAAACUGAAUACGUAUGUGACAUAGCUAGCUUGAUAUUCCGAAACCGGGUGCGCCGUAUCCAUGAUAAUUGGUGUUCGGUUGUCCUCCAUCCUGGCAGUACAUUGACCAUAAAGUUCCCAAUAGAACACGUCGAUGCAACGAAUAUAGAUCAGGAUCUCCCCAGUGUUAUAGGACGGGGGAAUCCCCCCAGCUAUUUAUUCGCAACUAAGUUUCGUCCGAAGACGUUGACGGUGUUUCGGCAGCUAACGCGAAUUUAUGGUAAUACUUAUGGCGAAGUCAUGUACCGUAAUACCAUUGCUGGCGAUGCGCUCGAAUUGGAUGUUUCCCGUAUGUCCCAAGGAGUGGUGAAGCUGAAGUAUCAGGAGAACACGCCGCUGGCGUUAAUCGGGGGAUUGAAUUCGUUCUUUUAUCAUUGGACAUUGAAGGCAAUAAAGGGUUAUGAGUUUGAUAAGAUUCGGGCCGUCGUCGACGUCUCCUUUGCGUUUACGCAUCAGUAUUACAUUGUAGGUUGCGACCGAGGGGCAUCAAGCGUCUUUUAUCCGGAAAUGAACACACAAUAUUGCUCGAAUGUGACCAUGGGCAACGGCAUAGGAGAAGUAUACGAAUGCUCAGUCUAUAUUUCAAUGGACGAUUGGCAGGCUGGCAUACGCUGCCAGCCAGAUGAAGACCUUAUGCCGGAUAAUUGUAAAUCUGCGGUAUACGAUCUGUACUACAAUCAAAUAACCCCGUUUCCGGAAUCAGUGCGAAGUGCUACACAUCAAACUAUUCCAGGCUUCCAGGUUUUCGACUUCGAAUUCAUAGAAAGUAUUCCUCUCAGCUAUGCUUGUAUAUGCGUCGACGAAAAUGGGUAUGAGAAGUCUAAACUCGUUCUGGAGUCUUACGGUGAAAAAACGCGAUUUUACAGAGUACGUCAUGAAGAGAUGUCUCAUGCACCAAUUCCUUACAUAUUGCUUCCGGGGAGUGAGAUUGGAGUAUUAGAUGAAUGGCCGGCAUUACCCAUAUCGAUUGUUUUACAAUACAUAUAUCCAACUUACGCCACAUUGUACGUGGGGACAACGUUGUCAAUGACUUGUGCCCUUGAUCCCGAAGUUCGAAACCGUACAGGUAAUGGGCUAAUACGAACGUCAUGGCUUCCAAAUCGGCCCCAAGAAUUCCAUUAUGUUGUUAUUCAUAGAUCGCAUGGGCGUGAGCUUAUUAGGAAAUCGCACAACGACGUCAUUAUUGGUGCGACGCAUGGUUUUCGAGUUGUGAACAAUACAUACCUAGUAGUAUACAAACAUUUAAUAAUAGAGUCUCGUAGAGGAGCUAUCUUGAUAUCGAAGGAUCCAGCUCACCGUCACUAUGUGCCCAUGACAUUUGUCUGCGGCAAGGUACCCGAUGAGUCGGAUGGGGUCAUCAUGACUGGCAACACCUUAACAUCAGACGGACCUGAAACCUCGGCAACGCAUAUUAUAGGAUUAACUGGGCGAUACACUUGGGACGUAGUUCAAGUUGCCGUCGAGACAACUGACCCCUACAUGCAAGGCUGCGGCGUCACAUACGCAUCAGAUGAGUUGUUCAAACCGGAGACACCCAAGCUCUACGAUGCUGACGGACAACCUCAGUUUGGAUGCAAGAUCGACAUUAAAGCUGCUAAGGAAGCGGCUUUCUACUGCCCAGCACCGUACGUCCUGGACCCACCCAACUGCUUCGACCAAGUGUUAGUGGAGGGUGAAGCAAAGAGUUUGAGUGACAUCAGCCAGUCUUUGGUAGCAUCACAUUCCAACCACUUCAUCAUUCUAAAGUUCGACAGUGAUAAUAUAGGACCUGGGGAGGAGCUGCGCCAGACGCCGCCAUUGGAGUGCCGCUGCACCACCGUUAAGCGCAUAGUCCUAUCAACCAUCCAGAUCGAGAACUACUACUCCAAGUAA